This is a messenger RNA of Parastagonospora nodorum SN15, 417 nucleotides long. RefSeq lists its product as hypothetical. Bases 1 to 417 code for a protein of 138 amino acids. The transcript is spliced from 2 exons. NCBI's taxonomy places the organism in Eukaryota, Fungi, Ascomycota, Dothideomycetes, Pleosporales, Phaeosphaeriaceae. The record is from RefSeq and is a predicted model, not a curated record.
AUGCCUUUUCAAGCCGUACUUCAAUUUGUCAACGUCCAGUCCCCAAUAACACGCAUGCCUCAUCAUGGUAUGGCUAGUGAAAGUCCCAGUCCGAAGCUGCAGUUCUUCUACGUUGCCGUCGGUGGUGUCAUAUUCGAUAGUUUAUCGCUGUUUGAUGGUCCACUCCGCCGUCUUGUUGACGAACUCCGGAACAAUCCGCUGUUUCCAGUAUGGAUGCGCUGCGCGAGAGCUGAGGAGUACGUGAUUUACCAUCUUCUCUUCUACUACGGAAAAUCCAUAGUCCACGUCUGCUACACCUUUCUUCUUGUCCUCAGUCCUCCUCUUUCUGAACAACUCUUGGUUGCAUGCCAGGAGCUUGGUCUUGCCGUCCUCUGCACUACACUUUCAAAACACUUCAUCUUUCCUGUAAUACCAUAG